AUGGCCGGCUGUGGACAUAAAAUAAGCAGCGUGGAGGGAGUGAUCGCCAGUCCCAACUGGCCGGACAAGUAUCCCAACCGUAAGGAGUGCACCUGGACUAUUUCUGCACCCCCUGGGCACAGGGUCAAGCUGGCCUUCAACGAGUUUGAAAUUGAGCAACAUCAGGAAUGUAUUUAUGACUAUCUCGAGGUCUACAAUGGUCUCAGUGAAAGGUCCUCCUUCCUGGCCCGGUACUGCGGGAGCAAAAAACCAGAGACUGUCGUCACCACAGGGAAUAAAAUGUUCAUCAAAUUUUUCUCUGAUGCAUCGGUACAAAGGAAAGGAUUUCAGGCAAAACACAGCACAGAGUGUGGCGGGCAUCUCAGAGCCAAGGUCAGAACCAACGACUUGUACUCGCACGCACAGUUUGGAGACAACAACUACCCUGGCCAGUUGCAUUGUGACUGGGCGAUCAUGGCAGAAGAUGGCUAUGGGGUGGAGUUGAUAUUUCGGACGUUCGAAAUCGAGGAAGAGGCUGACUGUGGAUACGAUUACAUGGAGCUAUACGACGGGCCUAACAGUGCGGCUCCUAGACUCGGGAGAUUCUGUGGAUCAGGGGUAAGGUUUUGGGGAUCAGUGGGAAGAACUGUCUGCUUCUAACGAGAAAAGUGACCCAUAUCCCACGCACACGAACACUGGGGAGCAUUGGGUGGGGCAGGACUGGACAUCUACGUGUGGAGCCGCAAAAGAUGGGCAAGGUCCUCAAUGAAUAUUCAUCCUUUGUUUUUACCGUGGAGAAAGACACAAAGACUUGAGAACUAGGAAAAGUUAAUGGGGAUGUCCUCGGGAU
Molecule: messenger RNA, 829 nt
Organism: Pristis pectinata (smalltooth sawfish)
Lineage: Eukaryota; Metazoa; Chordata; Chondrichthyes; Rhinopristiformes; Pristidae
Product: tolloid-like protein 2
Exons: 4
Coding region: 1-639 (212 amino acids)
Source: RefSeq, a predicted model, not a curated record